Molecule: messenger RNA, 1152 nt
Organism: Tribolium castaneum (red flour beetle)
Lineage: Eukaryota; Metazoa; Arthropoda; Insecta; Coleoptera; Tenebrionidae
Gene: mRpL45
Product: mitochondrial ribosomal protein L45
Exons: 3
Coding region: 127-1086 (319 amino acids)
Cellular component (GO): mitochondrion
Source: RefSeq, a predicted model, not a curated record
AACCAGUAACUUUCAUGUUCAAAUGUUGGCAAAAGAUUUGGUAAUUGUCAGUUACAGAAUUCUAGGUUAGAAUAUUCGUGAAGAAAUCUUGAAAUAGAAAGCUUAAUUUCCAAAACCGAUACAGCAAUGUCUUUACGCCUCGCCAAUUUGACCACAAUUCGCCUGCUUCAGGACAACUUGCCCCCGUUACUAGUUCCCCAGCUUCGUGAAAGACACACCAAACACUGGGACCCCAAAUGGAAAAGCCUCCGGCGUCAAAAGGUCAUGAAGGUAGACUUACCGAAUUUUCGCGAAAAGCCGGAAGACUUAACUGAGGAACAAGUGCGUGCUAAGUUGAAAGAGCAUGGGAUUUUGCCCCCACGCCCGUGGGUUGAAAAGCCCUUUUUCAUAAGCUCGACUGGUGGUAUUUUCGAGCCAUACGUACCCCCUGAGGGUGACGGGAAGAUCUCCCCCAUUCACAUGCAGGGGGCUAAACAGAAGUUGCAGUUUUUGGAAAAGAAAUCAAAAACGAUGAUGGCAAUUAGGAAAAUUCGCAUGUUUGAGGAAGAUUUCGAUACUACGGCGUUUUGUAAAGAAGCUGAGAAUAUUUACGUGAAAAUGCACGAGUUAAUGGCAAAAAAAGAUUGGGAUAACAUCACAGACUAUGUCACUGAACGAGCGUAUCCGGAGGUUAUUCAUAAUGUGGAAAAUAAAACUAUUCACUGGAAGUUGAUUAAAAACAUCGAGUUGCCAAGGGUUGUACACGCGAGGUGCACUGAUGUAAUAACGAAAGAAAACGUUUUUGGCCAAACUACAGUCAGGUUUCACACACAACAGAUGUUGGCAGUGUAUGACCGAUUUGGUCGUUUGAUGCAUGGGAGCGAAAUAAUCGCAAAGGACGUUUUAGAAUAUAUAGUUUUCGAAAAACAUUUGGCCAAUGUUUAUGGAAAAUGGCGCAUUCAAGGAAAAAUCAUCCCGGAUUGGCUCCCGCCUAAAGAACCCUCCGCGACCACUUAUCUGAAGCCGGCUGAGGAAACACCCCCAGCCCUACCAGCCGAAGUACCACCACCCGAAGAAAAGGAGAUCUCCAAAGAAAGUAAUCCUUAAAAACAUACAAAAAAUAUAUAUUUUAAAUUAUAAUAUACAAUUUUCCAAUAAAUUAUCGGUUAUCUA